Messenger RNA from Conger conger (European conger), 3300 nucleotides. RefSeq names its product probable transmembrane reductase CYB561D1. The record is from RefSeq and is a predicted model, not a curated record. The transcript is spliced from 3 exons. The coding region runs from base 689 to 1393 and encodes 234 amino acids. Gene Ontology annotation, molecular function: transmembrane monodehydroascorbate reductase activity. Lineage: Eukaryota; Metazoa; Chordata; Actinopteri; Anguilliformes; Congridae.
GCUACCUGGUGGUCAGGUAGGUUUCGGUGAAAGAAGAGUAAAGCUCUACGCAGAGGGACUCGACCACAGACAGCAACUUUGAUUUAUAAUCUCGCACAUUCAGAGUAGACUAGGGAAACCUGGAUCUUCAACUUCUUAACGAUAACUUCUGACUACAUUUAAUGCACACAAUUGUAAACCCCAAUUGCAGCGAGCUAUGGUAAUUUACUAACUCGUUACGGUUUUAUAAUUGGCGGCGUGAAUCAUGUGACGCGUUGGGGAUUAUAUCCCUGUAUACCAAAGUAAUUAAAAGCUGUUUUUAUUAAUAAUAUUAUCUCGUGGAUUUUCCGCUAGUGCUCGUACAGUAGCCCAUGCGUUUAGUUCUCGUAGGUUAUGCUAAUUGUAUUCUAGCUACCUACCAAGCUCGUUUAGUCAGGCAGGGUAACUCGCCAACCUUAAUUUGCACUACAGUUGUUUCGGUGGUCUAGCAAUUAUUAGGCUGAUAGAGUAUGCACCUCAGCACCAAAUGUGAAAACUUUGUCAACUUUUACAUUUUUUUCAGCCGGCUAUGUCAGUUAGAUAAGAGUUGACAUUUAUUUAUAUCUUUUUAAAUCUGUGAUAUGACCAAGACGCCUUCGUGUACCUACGCUUAUAUUAUACGAAUCCAUAGAAACACAAGGUUAAUCGACGCAUUAUUGCAAGUGAAACUAUGCAGAUAGAUGUACAGUACAGCCUGGUCAGCGAGAACCAUGGCCGUUUUAACGAGUUCUGGAUGUAUAAGUGGAUACGGAGGCUCGCGCUGAUCACUGCUCACGUCGCCGCCUUGGGAUUUACCAUUUUAAUAUCGGUGCUGUCACGACCUGGAACAAGUUUCUUCUCCUGGCAUCCUGUGUGUAUGUCCGUUUCUUUCUGCCUGUGUAUGACGGAGGGGAUGCUGCUAUUUUCAUCCCAGGAGUCUCCAUUUUGUUUCUGUUCCCGUAAGCGGAGGGAGUGGCUGCACUGGUUCCUCCAGGCCCUGGUGGUUGUGGGCGGUGUCACGGGCGUGGGGUUCAUGGUGGUCAGUAAGAGGGUGUCAGAGCGCCCCCACCUGACCACCUGGCACAGCGUGUUGGGGGUGGGCACGCUGGUGGUCACGGUGCUGCAGACCACGUGUGGUUUGCGCCUGCUGUUCCCAAACAUGUCGCUGCCGGGCCCUCCCCUGCCCCGGCUCCGCCUCUACCACACCACCUGCGGGCUGGUGACCUACCUGCUGGCCGUUGCCACGGUGAUGCUGGCCAUGUUCUCUGACUGGUUCCAGGCCACCAUGAGGGGCCUGCUGUGGUACCCCGUGGCCCUAAUCCCCCUCCUCCCAGCCAUGGUGGUGAUGAGCCAGGUCACCAGGGUCUACCUGUCCAAGAAGAAAAUCACUGUCUGAAAGAUCCAGGUCAACAGAGUCUAACUACCCUAGAAGAAGAUGGCUGUCUAAAAAAUCCAGGUCACCAGAGUCUUAACUACCCUAGAAGAAGAUGGCUGUCUAAAAGAUCCAGGUCACCAGAGUAACUACCCUAGAAGAAGAUGGCUGUCUAAAAAAUCCAGGUCACCAGAGUCUUAACUACCCUAGAAGAAGAUGGCUGUCUAAAAAAUCCAGGUCACCAGGGUCUACCUUCCAGGGAGAAGACCCCUAUCUGAACGAGCCAGGUCAUUAGAGUCUACCUGCCCAAGAAGAAGAUGGCCGUUUGAAAGGCAUGUCCUCAAACCUGGCUGGCCCUGUUCCAGGGGGUCUUUCCUCGCCAUUCCUCCAUAUUCAGGCCUGAAAGUACGAUGGCCGUCACGUCAGAUUGCAAAUGAGAAACAGCGGCAUAAUUAAUCAGGAAGUACUCAUUCUUUCCACCGCAAACAUCUCUGAGGGCCUCUCGUUUUUUGGCCUUACCACUGAAUUUUCUCUCCCUCUGUCACCUGGCAGAGUACCAAUGACUUGACAGUCUGCAUUUCUACAUGUACCAAUGCAUUUCCUUCAAGGAAAUAUUAUUUUCAAGGAAAUAUGUAAAGAUUAUGUUUAAAAAUAUUUUGUGUAAAGCACUGUGUAAGGCAGUGGUCUCCAGGCCUGGUCCUGGAGAGCUACUGGGUCUGCUGCCUUUUGUUUCCACGUGUUUAUGAUUUUUUUUCCCCAACCAAAGAAGCAGGGAUUGUUACUUGAAAAUACAUGGAACCAGCUGCUUGUUGCUUUGCUUUGUCUGCUCCUGUGAUGGUGACUGUAGUUUUAAAAGCUGUGCGAUAUUGUGAUCAUAGCGGGCCUUCACUUUGCUUUCGCACCUCCACACCCACAGUGGCCAGUCAUAAUAACUGUUGUGUUUGUCCCUUAUCGACACGAGGAAUCGCACUGUUUACUCAGCAGUUUUGUAGCAGGAAUUUCAGCUUAAUCAUACUUUUGGCAUUACAGUAUUGUCAAUAAAAACAGUAUAACUCACACAAGAUCUAGCUAAAGACCAUGUACAAUACUUUUACUUCUUGCAAAGUGUUUAUGUGGCUGCAAGAUGAAAAUCUCUCCUUUUUCCAAAAUUAUGAGUGGUAAAAUAACAGUUUCCUUUGAGCGAUUAUGAGGUAGAGUUGGUAAACCUAAAGAGUGAUGUGGGCAGUGUUGCAAGAGAGCAAACAAUUCAGUAUUUUACAAUGACGAUACAGGGCGUUUUUUGCAUGUUGUAUAAUGGGGUCGGGCUGUUGUCAUUACAUGUCAUUUGGCUGAUGCUUUUAUCCAAAGUGAUUUAGAGUUGAGGCUGUGUGGAUCACCGGGGAAUCAAACCACUGACCUUGCGGGUCCUAGUCAUGUACCUUAAGCUACAGGCCACCUUAAUAUACUGUUACAUUUAUACAAGAAAGCUGGUCUUAAAAUGGCCAAGACUAAAUCCUCAUGUAGUGGACAGUAAUAACUAUAUAAUAACUAUAUAACUGCUGCAGUUUUUAUUAGCUUUUAGCUUUUACGUUUUAUGUGUGAUUUAAUUAGUAAAAAAAGGUAUUUAAAGAAAUGUUGGUUUUACUGUCGUGAAUGUUUUUAGUGUUGUUGUUAUGUGCAUCUGAUGGAUGCCCUAAUGCUCUCCAUUUUGGACCUGCCCUGUGUUUGUUGAUGCAUCUCUGAGAUGGAGCCGCUUAAAUUUGGCAGCUUUCAGAAAUGGGGAAUUGUUGUUAUUCAGGGUUAGAGGUUGGCUGUUAUUUCGGCAGGGAAAUCACACUUUGUUUGUGUGUAAUUAUGUGAUUAUUCUCCCUGGCUCCUGGGUGUUCAUGCUCAUGUCUGCAUAUUGUGAACAUAAACCCAGAUAAUGUGCAAUUAAAAAUGUUUACAGAUGA